Molecule: messenger RNA, 5874 nt
Organism: Owenia fusiformis
Lineage: Eukaryota; Metazoa; Annelida; Polychaeta; Sabellida; Oweniidae
Source: the annotation of a GenBank genome assembly
CCUAACGAUCCAAAAUGGAGGAAUGCUUUCCAAAAAUUAUAAUCACUGCAUUUGUUGCUUUUACUGAUUUAAUAGGAAUACCUUAUGUUAACUAUCAUCCGUAUUUUGACUAAUGGACGUAUAUUCAUAUAUGUGAGUGCCAUCCUAUCUUGAAGUGAAAUUGAUUUAUGAUGAACAACAAUGUCUCAUGUCAAAGAUGAAGAUGUCCUCGUACAAAAUGUAUUUGAGCUCAGAAAGCGUUUACAGAAAACAGAGCAGAGCUUAAAGAAAAUCAACUCUAUUGAAAAAGGUACACAUUCCCUCAGACGUCACUCUCCUGAUAGGGAUCGUCCUCCUCCCUUGAGACUCGAGGACUUAACUCCCGAUCACAUGUCUGAUUGGGAUGCUGAGAGGACAGAAUUAUUGAGUGCUAGAUCAACUGGCAGCGCCAGUAUUCCACUAGGAGCAUCUUUCAUGGACUACAAGAGAAAUGCACCAACUUUUAGUACCCCAAGGGAGGGAAAGAGGCCCAAUGCGCCAUCUGUCACAUCCAGUAUGAUUGAUUAUGAAAAUGAAACUUUACGCAAGAAGUUGCGAGUCCUCAGAGAAGAAAACUCUCAUCUUGUAUCGCAGAAUGGCACAUUACUUAAGGAACUGGAGAAAACUGGGAUCCAACUGCAAGAAUCCAGCAUGCAGGUUCGCCAGCUCAGCAAUGAGGUUUCACUGACAAGAAGUAUGAAGCCAGAAUAUGAGGAGAAAAUAAUAAGCCUUGAGGCAGAGACAGAAGCUCAGGAAAAAGCCUUGAGGGAUGCAGAAGAGAGGUGUGAACUAUCACAGAAAGAGUUAUAUGAGACGAAGAAAUCCCUGCAAUAUAUACACACUGACUCGCAUACAACCAAACAGUGCCUACAGAAAUUACAACUAGAAUGUGCUGAUCUGAAGCGAACUGUGGAUGAAGAGAGAAAAAUCAGAAAAAGAGCAGAAAAUCAGCGUGAUGAUGCACUUCAAAAUGCUGAAGUUUUACAAGAAAAUCUAGAAACUUAUCAAAGAAGAAGCCGGGAUAAUAUACAGAAGCAACAUAGCACUGAGGACCAGCUGCGAGACAGGCUAACUCAGGCCAACUCCAACCUAGAUGAUCUAAGAGAGAGACUUGCUACAUCUACCAAAGAAAGAGAGGAGCUUAGAGUCAAUCUAGCACAAGCUAAUAGGGAGAGGGAAGACUUUAGAGUUAGCCUAGCAGAGUCCAAUACUGAGAGAGAAGACCUCCUGGAGAAUACCAUGCAACUUAGAUCUCAUGUUACUGACCUUGAAGAGGAACUGAGAAGACAUAGAGAUUCCAGUGAAAGUGACAAAGAAGAUAAAAGCAAUCUAGAAUCGCAACUCACAGAUCUUCGUAAUAAAUUCAGCAAGCAAUCAAAACAUGUGGAUCGGUUAGAAAAUGAUUUAAAACUUCUCGAAGACUUCCAUGCUGAAAACACUGAACUUAGAGUCCAACUAGAACAGCAGGAUUCCAUAAGAUUGGAAAACACGGAGAUAAGACAAGAAACAAUAGAUUUACGAUCUCAGAAUAUUGAACUACGGACAAAAGUUGCAAAUCAGCAGGAAAAAUUAGAGAAAUGUCAGCGAGAAAUAGACGACACACAUAUGCAAUUACAACAACUUGAGACCCUUGCUUUGAGGGUACAAGAUGAGAGGAAGACAAACAACUCCAGUCCACUUCCAACCAAAGCAGCUGGAGACUCAAAUAUAGGGGACAAUUAUGAUAUCAACAUUUCUCCAUCUAAAGCUAAAUCUACAAUAGCAGACCUCAAGUUAAAACUGGCUAUGAAAGAAUCUGAAGUGCAGCAGCUUCAGGCAAGUCUACAAUCUCGGUCUACAAGCGGUGACAGGGCACAGUCCCAGAUGGAUGGACUUCGUAGUGAACUCAUUUCAAUAGUUGAGAAAAACAGGAUAGGUGACAGAAAAAUGCAAGAGCUAGAAAACAUAAUCCAAAGAAUUGAGGCAGAGAGAACACGUCAAGCAUCACAAAUCCUGGAACUACGGGGUCAUCUCCUUGACAAGGAAGCCCAAUGUGAAUCAUUGGAACAAAGACUCACUCAGAAAGGUGUUCAGUUGACAGAAAUCCAGGCUGAGUUUGGUGAGAAAAGUACUGACAUGACUAGCCUGGAGAGAGAGUUACGAAAAAAGACAACACAGAUUCUGACACUUGAACAUCAACUUGAUGAAAAAGUAGCUGAAUUUACGCAACAUGUCACUAAACUGUCCGAAUUAGAGGAAGAGCUGUCUGAACGAACCAAUGAGCUGAAGAAGCUUCAAGCUGAAUCAAGCGAGAGGAAUCAUGAGUUAAUUCAAGCAACUUCAAUGAUGUCAAAGAUGAAAGAGUUACACUCAGAACAAUGUCAGGAGUAUGAGUCCUCAAUAGACACUCUUCAAAAGAAUCUAGAAGAACAGACUGCCUCUAGGCUGGCCCUGGAAAGUCAACACAGACAAACUCAACAGGAACUUUUAGAGAAAUCUUUACUAUUUGAAAAAUCAAAAGAGAAACUUGAAUCCACUGAACAGGAGCUUGAGGCAAAGACCAAGAACACAUCAGAGGCCCUUGUAUCAUUAGAGGAGCAAGCAACUGUGGGGGCAAACAAGAUCAGAUCAUUAGAGACUGCCCUCACAAUGUGUAAAGAUGAAUUGAAAAUCUACAUUGACCAACUGGAUGACUCAAAGAGUAGAUAUGACCGGGAAAUGGCCAGAAAAACUGAGGAGAUAUCCCACUUAGACAAACUCCUUAAAGACAAGCACAGAGAGUGUAUUGAUAAAGAUGGCCAGAUCUUGGAACUUGACCGUGCCCUACAAGAAAGGCUACAUAUGCUUCAGCAAAGUAGCGGUAGAAUAGCAGAACUAGAGGAUAGCCAAUCAGAGCUCGAGAACCAGGUAUCCAAGCUACGACAAGAUCUCCUAAAGGAGAAGUCAGCAUCCAAUGAGGAGAUUAACAACUUAGAGAGAAAGUUACACCAAGCCUGUAUGGAUAUAGAAGAGAAAUCAUCUCAACUAGGAACCCUGAGUGAAAGAAUAAGAGAUCUAGAAAGUGAGAAAAGGGAAAUGGAAGAUGAGAAAUCUGAGAUAGCAUGUGAACUUGACCAGAUGAGGAAAGAGGGAGAGAAUAAAGAGACCAAGAUAGAGAGUCUGGAAUUGGAGUUAAGAGAGGCCAAAGCUUAUAUGGAGCAGAGGGUGGAUAAAUUGGCAGAGGUUGAAGAUUUACUGCAUAGAUCUGACGCUGACUUGAAACAGAAGUGCCAGAUGGUAGAAACAAUGGAUAUAGAACUGAGGAAAGCACAGACAGAGAUCCAACAAGCAGGUGGACAACUGGAAGAACUACAUGGUGUAUUGACCCGAACAAGGAGUGAAAUAAGAAACAAGGACACAAUAAUGCAGAAUAUGAAAGACUCUUUAAGGCAAAGCUCAGAUGAGAUCCAUGAGAAGGACCACCAUAUAGAAGAGAUGGAACAAGCUUUGAAAGACAGACAAUGGGAACUACAGCAAAGGGCUGCACAGGUAACUCAGUUAGACAUGACCAUAAAGGAACACCGUAGUGACAUGGAACAUCAGAUUGUCAGACUGGAAUCUGCUCUGAAGAAAUCCAAUGCUGAAUUAAAACAACGCUCUUCACAGUUAGCAGAUGUGGAUGACAAAUGCCAAAACUUUAAAAACCAGCUGAAAGACAAAACACUAGAACUGGCACAUGCUGAACAGAAUCUCAGGAAAUUAAAGAUUGAAGCAGAAAACAAAUCAGCCAAGAUUGAAGAACUAGAGCAUGUGAUUAGUCAGCAUAAGAGCAAAGGGGAGGAGCUUAAAGAAGAAAGUCGAGAGAUUGGUCAGCAACUCAGGGUAGCAAGAGAAGAGAUUCAAAGAAAACACCAAGAAAUCACAGAAAAUCGUAAACUGCUCAGCCAAUCACAAAAUGAACAGGAUCGUCUGGCACGAGAACUUGAUGAUGCAAUAGUGAUGUCACAGAAUAAGGAUGCUGACAAUGCUAGGUUAGCUGAGGAACUGGGAGCAGCCAAGGCGAGGGAAGUCCAAGCAGACACAAGGACAGCAGCUGAGGUCAGGAGGCUCAGAAAUGAGUUAGAUCUCCUGCAACAUCAGCAUAAACAAGAAAUUGCAACUCUACAACAAACUUACAAUGACACCAUGACCUUGAAGGACGAGGAGGGGUCACAGUACAGGGUCAAGGUCAAACAUCUCGAAGGUCAAAUUGAAAACCUUCAUGAUGAAUUAAGACAUGCCCAGGGGGAAGUUAUGCGCCUCAAGAAUACUCUAAAUGUAAAGAAGAAUGAUAUAGAUGCUUUAAAUGAAACUAUUGUCAUCAAAGAAGGUGAAAUGGCAAGACUGGAGGCAAAAGUAUCAGGAUAUGAAAGAGCUACAUUUGGUGCUAUGGGGUCUGCUAAAAAGACUCCACAGCAUAAUCAUAACAGAUCAUCGUCAAUGAAAUCAUUGAAUAAUAUUAUGCAACAAAACAUUCCAACUGUCGGAGAGAUUUUAUCCCGGAAUAGUCCAAACAUUACCCAUAAUGCAACCAACCCAGUGAUGCGUCGCAGUUCUUCCACUCAUGAUAUAUACUCACAUUCCUACUCGCCAAAUUCUAGUUUUGUUCUAGAAGAUCCCCGAGAAACAUUCCAAAGCAAUAAAAGAUCAAAAGAUCAUGAUGAUCGACGAACUGACUCUUUAAGAGGUCAUUUAUUUAAUCAGUAUAGGAAGAAGCCUUAUCAAAGUCAUUCCAACGAUCAAGAGUUCUCAAAUGGAGACAUGACAGAUAGUUCAAACAUUAGUGGUGUUUAUGCCUUAUCAUCUGACACUGAGGAUCUAGAAACUUUUCAGGGAAUGCUUCAACAUGUUAAUAAAAUGUAUAGUAAAAUUCCAGUGCCAUCAAGAACUAGACCCCUAUCAGGGGAUACCGUCCAAAAUACAGCCAUAUCCAAUGGGUCUUCAAAAUCAAAAAAGACCCCUUCGCAAUUUUCACUUUCACCAAUGAAAGCUGUGCAUUAUGAGGAUAAUAUUGUGACUCAGGUAUCUUUAGAAAAUGACACGAUGGCUCAUGAUACUCUAACAGAACCAGGUAAUGAACUCAAUACUCCAGGAAAUGAAACUGAUGAACAAGAUUUUCAAAAUGGACCAAGUGAUAAUGUUUUGGACUUUGGAUACUCUGAAAGUCGGAAUAUGGGAGGUCAAUCUGUUUAUCGUGAAAAAAAUGGACAUGGAUUAGGGCAUGAAGUGUAUAUCUCUGAUGAUCUUCAAUUAGGAGAGGCAUCAAGUUCAUUAAAACAACAACUGCAAGAGCAAAAGGCAAAGUUCCACGCUGUCAGGGAAGUCCAGAAACAAGCCAGUCUAAACCCUGAACAAUGUUUGGAAGAUAUGCAAAGAAAACUUCAAGCAAAUGAAAGGAGGAGACAGAAAAUACAAGGAAGUUUACAAAAGACUUAGAAUUAUGAAUCGUCAGACCAAGUGGCCAUAUUGAAGUAGUGGAAUUGUAGCUUGUUGCUCAUGGUGGACUUCAGCUUUCCAAAACUGGAACAACAUUUCCCUUUAACCUAAAUGAAUUGUCAGAAAUAACCUUACAUUGAACUUUGAAGUGAUCUGUCUCACCCAGGUGCCUCAGUAUCACAUGACUUGUAUAAGCCAAAAUUAACCAUACCACGGUGAAUACAGAGUUCACUGGUACUUCUUUGUCUCAUGAGUAACUUAACCAAUCAGAUUGCUUACUUGAUAGAUACCCAGACAACAGUUAAUAUAUAUAUAAUAUGAUUUAUUAGUACUGAUUAAUACAUAUAAUACAUACAUAUAUAAUAUGUAUUUUUUGAGCCAACACCAUAGAAUUGAUGUAUAUUUUAUGAAAUACUAGUAGAU